AUGGAAGCAAAGACGAAGAAAAGAAGCUUGCUUGGUGGAGAGAAGUCAUACGAUGGUAAAAGAAGUAAACAAGACGAUUGGAAGCUUGUGCAUAAGAAAUAUGGUGAUGGGAUUGCUUGGUUCAGAGGUGCAAUGAUAGGUAAAGGAAGUUUCGGGUCUGUUUUUCUAGCGAAUUUGAAGAAACCCAAAUCGAAAUACAGCUAUUAUCCACCGAUUAUGGCUGUGAAAUCGGCGGAGGUCUCUGCUUCUGGUUCAAUCCAAAAGGAGAAAGAAGUUAUGGAUAACAUUCGUGGGUGUCCUAACGUGAUAAAAUGUUUUGGCGACGAGAUUACAAACGGAGAAGAUGGUCAAAUGGUGUACAACUUGUUGUUGGAGUAUGGCUCCGGUGGAACCCUAGCUGACCUAAUCAAGAAAUCCGGUAAAAGCUUGCCGGAAGUUGACGUCAGACGCUACACCAGGUCAAUUCUACGUGGGUUAACUCACAUUCACAAGAAAGGGUACGUUCAUUGUGACCUAAAACCUGAAAACAUAUUGCUUGUAGCCAAUUCAAGAGAUGGUUUCACUGCUAAAAUUGGGGAUUUGGGAUUGGCAAAACGAGCAAAACAGAGCAAGAAGAACAAGUUGGGUCCUUACUGGAGAGGCACCCCAAUGUACUUAUCACCUGAAACUGUUAUUAAUGGUGUUCAAGAGCCUCCUUCUGAUGUGUGGGCAGUUGGUUGUAUUGUGUUUGAGAUGUUGACUGGAAAACCACUUUGGUUUUCUGAAAAAGAUUUGACAGUUGAUGAGAUUUUGAGUCGUAUUAGUGAUGAUGAAAAUGAGUUGCCAUGUGUUUCCAGCAGUAUAUCUACAGAUGGAAGGAGUUUCUUGAAGGGUUGUUUGUCUAGAAAGGUUAUGUGUAGAUUAAGGUCCAAUAUGCUGUUAAACCAUCCAUUUGUAAAAGGUUUACUUGAUGACAAUGUCAAUGAGGUUGACAAAUCACAGAAAGAAGUUUUUGACAUAAACAACAUCACCUCAUCACUAGCUUUCUCCCAUGAUGAUGAUGAUGAUGAUGAUGAUGAUGGAGAGUUAUGGUCGUCUUCAUUUACAGAUGGAUCAAGCUAUGAUGGUCUAUCUUCAUGGUCAGAAGGAGAUGUGAACGCCAUUAAAAGUGAAGAAAGUAGAAGAUUCCAUCAAGUACAAAAAUACCCGAUUACAUUAACUGUUUCCAAGGGAGUUUAG
This is a messenger RNA of Lactuca virosa, 1218 nucleotides long. The record is from the annotation of a GenBank genome assembly. Lineage: Eukaryota; Viridiplantae; Streptophyta; Magnoliopsida; Asterales; Asteraceae.